AACUUCAACAAAAACAGCUGAAUAUCCCAUCAUUUGCCGCACAUAAUUAGCCACCUGCAUUACUAUUGAAAUAAAACGACAAACGAAAUCCUUAUCCGAGCCCAAUGAGUCGCGCCACGCCGCGUAAGACGCGGCAUCGCCGCCAGCCUUCCAACCUCAUCGCCGCGAUAUCUGAUUACGAGUCGGAUGCGGCCAUGAUGAACCAAAACUACGCUCCCCCUCCGCCCACUCGAACAAACACAGAUCUCAACCUAUCUGUGCUACAGCACUACCUCCCAUCCAUCCACAGCAUUCUCAGCAUCGCCGCCAACGCCGUCAUCUACACAUACGACAACGAGUGGGUGAAGUCGGGCAUCGAGGGAACACUAUUUGUCUGCGCACAAUCCCCUCUCCCUGAAGACCCUGAACAGAGAGCACGUGCAUGCGUCUUCGUGCUCAGCCGUCGCAGCCUGGAUAAUGUCGUCGUUGACUUGGCCAAAGUUAGUCACGUUGAAAUCACCGGCGAGUUCGUCAUUUUGAAGGUGGAUGAAGACUGGGCCAACGGCGAACAAAUCCUGGGUGUUUGGAUUCACAAUGAUAAAGAACAAACAAGAGAAAUCAACGGAGCCAUGAUCCAAGAGAGCUGGAAGGUUGCUAGAUUGGCGACCACUGUUCAAGAGCAAGUGACCGAAGCUGGCCCUGCCACCCAAGCCAUUGGCCGCUCUUUAACUCUGAAUGAGCUGUUUGCAAGCCAGGCCGCCAAAUAAUACAUGUGGUUGUGGGCUAUCGUCUGAAGUUGGGAAAUUGACCCUGGACCAUUGGCAGCUGGCGUUUUGGAGCAUAGGAAAUGCAUUUUGUUUUAGCGGGUCAUCAAAUAUAUUUUUUUCAAACAGUCAUUCACGUCAUUGCU
Molecule: messenger RNA, 889 nt
Organism: [Torrubiella] hemipterigena
Lineage: Eukaryota; Fungi; Ascomycota; Sordariomycetes; Hypocreales; Clavicipitaceae
Source: the annotation of a GenBank genome assembly